GAUGUUAGGUUAUGUAUACACACACAUAUAUAUAUAUAUUUUGCAAAUUGUGUCUAUUUUUUUCCUUUUUCUUUUCUUUUUUUUUCUCUCUUUUUUAGGUUUACCAGUAACAGGCCAAUCUCCAAUUAAUCUAGACGACAGAUUGGUACGAGAACGAAAAUAUCCCCCACUUGUUUUGAACGGCCACUGGUUGAACGAAGGUGAAGCGAAGAUGAUAAACAACGGUCAAACUGCGAAAAUAACUUUAAGCGGGAACAGGAUUCCAUCCACGAUUUGCGGUGGGCCGCUUGUAGACGACGUGUACGAGUUCGAAAGCGCGCAUUUCCAUUGGGGCGAGGACAAUUGCAACGGUGCCGAGCAUACGAUAAACAAUACCUGGUAUUCGAUGGAAGGCCACGUGAUACAUUGGAACAGAAAGUAUCAUACAAUGGAAGAAUGUUUCAGGCACAAAGACGGUAUCUGCAUUUUGGCGUAUCUAUUUUUGGUGCAACCAGGUUGUUGUAAUUGCAUUAAUCCGCAAUUGGAAAGGAUAACGGAGAACUUGAAGGAUAUCCUGGACACGGAAAUGGAGACGAAGAUACCACCUAACAGUUUAUCUUGGAUGCGUUGGGCUACGUAUUGCAGCAGAUAUUACACAUACUCAGGAUCGUUCAAUGUUGCCGAUUAUCCGGAAUGCGCCACUUGGAUCGUGUUCCCGGUGGUUAUACCCGUGCGAGCCAGCGAAAUACAAGAAUUUCGAAGACUGAGAGACAAAGAUGGGAAAUGUAUAAAGUCAAAUUGUCGAGAGAUACAGUUACUAAAGUGUAGACAAAUAUAUUUAGCUGUGCCAAAGAAGAUCGAAAUUUACGAACAGAAUGCCAAGUAUAUUCAGGAAUUCGUUGCGACCGAGGGCACGUUAGAGACACCGAUCGAUUUGGACAUUAGUUACAUGAAAGUGAUCGAUCUGGAACCUUUCGAAUGGCCUGGUAUCGAUGUAACACCGAGAAAAUUGAAAAUUACCAAUACAGGUUUUACAGUAAUUCUGAGCGCAAAAUGGCAACAAGGAACUCCUUACCUUUGCAAGGGGCCGUUAGAAGGGAAUUACGUGUUCGCGCAAGUUCACUUUCAUUGGGGAGAGAACGAGAUGAGAGGGAGCGAGCACUUCGUUGACGGUGCAAGCAUGCCUAUGGAACUUCAUGUCGUGCAUUACAAAGAGGAAUACGAAUCGUUAGACUUAGCACUUCGACGACCUAAUGGCGUUACUAUCAUAGUAUAUUUUUGUAAAUUACAGAACGAGCCGAAUGAAUUUAUGGAAGGAAUCGUGAAAAACUUGACCGUCAUUCGAACGGCACACUCGUCGGUUCGUAUAAUCCCUGCAAAUUUAACCGGUAUCCUAAAACCAUUCUCGACCGACUAUUUCUUAUAUUGGGGCUCGAUAACCACGCCUAUAAAUAUACACAAUAUUCUUUGGAUAAUUUGCAGAGAGCCGAUCGGAUUAACAACUAGACAAAUUGCAGAGUUUCGCACUUUGAACGAUGAGAAAGGCGUGCCUAUUCUGUCGAACAUUCGCCCUGUAAAACCGAGGCAAGAGAAGAGCGUUUUUCACGUGUCUCCGUCAGGAUCUCUCUACGCAUCUCUUUUACCUCUUCCACGAGUUGUGCCGUUAACUUUUGCCACUCUUAACGCCAAAGUUACCGAAUCUGUAUCCGAGACCGUGACCGAGACCGUGACCGAGACCGUGACCGAGACUAGCAUCGUCAGUGUGGAUAAAAAUAAUUUUCUCUAA
This is a messenger RNA of Apis laboriosa (Himalayan honeybee), 1765 nucleotides long. RefSeq names its product receptor-type tyrosine-protein phosphatase gamma-like. The transcript is spliced from 11 exons. Gene Ontology annotation, cellular component: cytoplasm. Bases 2 to 1765 code for a protein of 587 amino acids. The record is from RefSeq and is a predicted model, not a curated record. Lineage: Eukaryota; Metazoa; Arthropoda; Insecta; Hymenoptera; Apidae. Gene Ontology annotation, molecular function: zinc ion binding; carbonate dehydratase activity.